Messenger RNA from Fusarium keratoplasticum, 1992 nucleotides. RefSeq lists its product as uncharacterized. The transcript is spliced from 7 exons. The record is from RefSeq and is a predicted model, not a curated record. Bases 1 to 1992 code for a protein of 663 amino acids. Lineage: Eukaryota; Fungi; Ascomycota; Sordariomycetes; Hypocreales; Nectriaceae.
AUGGCUUCUAACAAAGGACUUUGUCUUGGCUACAAUGGCAUUCACCCCUUUGCCAAGGUUGACAUCAAAGAUCGUGCUUCUGUCCAGGAACUUCUUCGCACGCUUCUCGAUCCUCUCGAACCCUUCUUUUCGCCCCAGAAGGCUCGCGUCAAAUGCCCCGGUGCAACGGCAGUCCGCUUCGACCAAACCGCCUCCGAAGUCGAGGGUAUCUGCCGCCCGCUCUGGGGUCUAGCUGCUCUACUUGCCGGUGGAGGCGAAUACCAGGGCAAGGAAUGGUGGUUUGAAGGCAUCAAGGCUGGCACAGACCCAGAGAACCCCGAGUAUUGGGGAUACCCACAAGAUAAUGACCAAAGAAUGGUGGAGAUGUGCCCUCUGGGCUGGGCUCUUGCUGUUGUGCCAGAGAUUUGGACCAGCAUGUCUAACAAGGAGAAGGAGAACAUCGAGAAUUGGCUGGGAAACUCGAUUAAUGAGAAGAACAUGCCCAACACCAACUGGCUCUGGUUUCGAGUCUUCGCCAACCUGGGACUGAAGAAGAAUGGUGGAAAGUUUUCUCAAGAGAGACUUGACAGCGACAUUGCACACCUUGAGACCUUUUACCGUGGAGGCGGUUGGUCGAAUGACGGGCCAGAGGGCAUCCACCAAAUGGAUUACUACUCAUCCAGCUUUGCCAUCCAACUCCUACAGCUUCUAUACGCCAAGCUGGCAGGAGAAGAGGACCCGAAGCGGGCUGAAGAGUUCAAAAAGCGAGCGCAGAUGGUCGCCUUAGACCUGAUCCACUACUUUGACGAUGAAGGUAGAGCCAUCCCUUAUGGCCGAAGCGUUGGCUACCGUUUUGCCAUGGUUUCCUUUUGGGGAGCUUUGGCCCAUGCUGAUGUUGAGCUCCCUGCACCACUGACCUGGGGCAUGGUCAAGGGGGUGGUUCUUCGUCACCUGCGUUGGUGGCAGACCCAGCACGAGAUGUGGACAUCGAGCGGAACGCUGUCGAUUGGGUAUUCGUACCCAAACAUGUAUAUGGCGGAGAAUUACAACAGCCCAGGAAGCCCGUACUGGGCAUGCUUGGCAUUUAUGUGCCUGGCUGUCCCAGCGGACCACCCUUUUUGGACCUCGGAGGAAGAACUAGCCAGCAGUGUCAUCCCUCGAGUCAAGGCUCUCAACCAACCAGGACAUAUCAUGAGCUAUCUCGGAGGGCACUGCAUGCUCCUGUCUUCGGGCCAGGCGUGCAGCUACCCCAUGAAAGGGACCCAUGCUAAAUACGGAGGAUUUGCUUACAGUAGCGCCUAUGGUUACUCUGUACCCCCUGGUCUGUUCUCACUUGAGCAGUAUGCCCUGGCAUCGCAACUUGGACUGUCGGAUGAUGGGGGCGAGUACUGGAAAACUCGAAGGCUCUGCGAGUAUGCAGGCAUUGAAGACCGUGAAGGCACGCCUGUUCUCGUUUCGGUCUGGAAGCCAUUCCCAGAUGUCAAGAUCCGAACCAUCCUCAUUCCACCGGAGGAGGGCACACCUAACUGGCACCUUCGGGUUCAUCACAUCGAUAGUGGCCGAGAAGUCAUGACUGCGGAUGGAUCAUUUGCCAUCUGUAAUGUUAAUGCAAUCAACGGGCGAUAUCUGGACCCUUACGACGAAGAGAAGCAUGAAGGCACGUCGCCCAAGAUCAUUGGCAACUACGACCUCAACACCCCGGAUGGCUGGGCGAGUGGCAAGAUGGGGGCAUUUGCAGUGUCGAAAGGUGCUGUAGGCAUCAAAGCUCUGGAGUCGAAGGAAGGCCGUCAGGCCAUGCUGGUCAACGCGGAUCCGAACUCAAACCUGAUUGAGAGUCGAAGCACAAUCCCUACCCUCCAGCACACGAUUAAGGCGGGAGAGUCGGUGUGGUAUGUCACGGCCAUCUACGCAAAGCCCUCGGGCGUCGGUGUGGGCAAGGAGAGCUAUCUUGAUGGAUGGGCCAAGCCUCCAAGCCUUCCUGAAUGGCUUGAGAAGGAGAUGGAGGGCUCGUGA